UCAUCAUCUGAUGAAAAAGGUGGCUGUAGCUUGGGUGGGAGAUUCUAAGAGAAACACCUCAGUUUUGACGACUUCCUCACACAACAACCCCGUGCGCAUUCAACGUUCAUUUUGAUCAAACCCAAACUUUAUUCUCUAGUAAAUCAAUAUGGCUCCGUAUCAAGGUCAUUGCAACUGUGGCUCGGUGAAGGUCACAGUCAACAAGAAGCCGGAUAACAUCGUUAUCUGUCAUUGUUCAAACUGCAAACGCGCUGGUGGCCCCUUUUCCAUGAACCUAUUUGUCGACGAUGGUGAAUGGGAGAUUGACGAUAGCCAAAACACGCUGAAAGAAUACCAGGAUUCAAACACUGACUCCGGAAACACCAUUCAGCGGUGCUUUUGCGGAAAGUGUGGAAGGUAGAGCUAUCGACUACUUAGGUGACCCGUCUAUCUGUGUACUGACAAAUCUGGCAGUCCUGUCAAGACCACAACAAAGGCGAUUCCGGGCAAAGCUCUCAUC
Colletotrichum acutatum is the source of this 499-nucleotide messenger RNA. Its product is annotated as Mss4-like protein. Lineage: Eukaryota; Fungi; Ascomycota; Sordariomycetes; Glomerellales; Glomerellaceae. The record is from RefSeq and is a predicted model, not a curated record. Gene Ontology annotation, molecular function: carbon-sulfur lyase activity. The transcript is spliced from 4 exons. Bases 149 to 400 code for a protein of 83 amino acids.